UCCACACCUAGCUUAUCCUCUUCCAUCAUCCAGUUCACUAUUGGCUAUCUAGAUUUUCUCAUCAACAUCUCGUAACUCGUUCAUUUUCACCACCUUCUCUCACAAUUCCAAACCUUAAUCUCCCAAUCAUCAUCAUUAUGGCUUCUUCAACCAUUCCAAACACACCCUUAACCUUGAAUUCCCACACCUUUGUUGAUCUCAAAUCACCAUUCACAUUAUCCAACUAUCUUAGCUUUUCUUCAUCAAAGCGCCGACAACCUCCAAGUCUUUUCACGGUCAGAGCAAGUGACUCCGAUUUCGAAGCCGCGGUUGUUGCCGGUAAAGUACCGGAAGCACCUCCAGUACCGCCUACACCGGCGUCACCAGCUGGAACCCCAGUCGUUCCUUCACUUCCAAUUCAAAGGCGUCCCCGCCGUAAUAGAAGAUCGCCUGCACUUAGAUCGGCGUUUCAGGAAACAACUCUAUCACCUGCGAAUUUUGUAUAUCCACUGUUUAUACAUGAAGGUGAGGAGGAUACCCCUAUUGGGGCUAUGCCUGGAUGCUACAGGCUUGGUUGGAGACACGGACUUUUGGAAGAGGUUGCAAAAGCACGGGAUGUUGGUGUUAACAGUGUUGUGCUCUUCCCCAAAAUUCCAGAUGCUUUGAAGACCCCCACAGGAGAUGAAGCAUAUAAUGAGGAUGGUUUAGUGCCUCGGUCUAUACGAUUGCUCAAGGAUAAGUACCCUGAUCUUAUUAUUUACACAGAUGUUGCAUUAGAUCCUUAUUCGUCAGAUGGACAUGAUGGCAUAGUCAGAGAAGAUGGAGUUAUUAUGAAUGAUGAGACUGUUCAUCAGCUUUGUAAACAAGCUGUAGCCCAGGCACGGGCUGGAGCAGAUGUUGUCAGCCCCAGCGAUAUGAUGGAUGGUCGGGUAGGAGCGAUGCGAGUAGCUCUCGAUGCUGAAGGCUUUCAGCAUGUUUCUAUUAUGUCAUAUACUGCAAAGUAUGCAAGCUCAUUUUAUGGCCCAUUUAGAGAAGCAUUGGAUUCAAACCCCCGGUUUGGAGACAAGAAGACCUACCAGAUGAAUCCAGCAAAUUACAGAGAGGCUUUGACUGAGAUGAGGGAAGAUGAGUCUGAAGGAGCUGAUAUUCUGUUGGUAAAACCCGGCCUUCCCUAUUUGGAUAUCAUAAGGCUACUUAGAGAUAAUUCUCCACUGCCAAUUGCAGCAUACCAGGUUUCUGGUGAAUAUUCGAUGAUAAAAGCUGGUGGUGCUCUAAAAAUGAUUGACGAAGAGAAGGUUAUGAUGGAAUCAUUAUUGUGCCUCCGACGGGCUGGUGCUGACAUCAUCCUUACGUAUUUUGCUCUACAAGCUGCCAGAACUUUGUGUGGAGAGAAGAGGUGAGGUUCCAUAAAUAUAUAGGCCAAUUUUCAUCCUCGAAGGCCAAAGAGCUCAAAGCAUUUGCAAGCAUGUGCAGAGUUCAUAUAAAAUGCUGAGAAUUUUUUUUCAAAAUGUGUUGUAGUUUUUGUAAACCCAUAAUCUUAUUCACGUGUAAUUUACUCAACUUCAGAAUAAGUAGUACUCUAUAAAUGACAGAAUGUACUCAACUGCAAAAUAAUUAUAACUGUAAUGUAUUUAGUGCUGAAAUGAAGUCAAUUUCUUGUAGUGAA
This is a messenger RNA of Lathyrus oleraceus (garden pea), 1645 nucleotides long. The record is from RefSeq and is a predicted model, not a curated record. Lineage: Eukaryota; Viridiplantae; Streptophyta; Magnoliopsida; Fabales; Fabaceae.